Lactuca virosa is the source of this 636-nucleotide messenger RNA. The record is from the annotation of a GenBank genome assembly. Lineage: Eukaryota; Viridiplantae; Streptophyta; Magnoliopsida; Asterales; Asteraceae.
AUGGUGUUUACAUGGCGAUUUCUAGUAAUCUCAGCAUCAUUCAUUGCUUCUGAAUCUGGAAUCAAAGUUGAAGAAUAUUUUGAAUGCAGAGAGACAAUAAAUCAGGUUCAUCUACAAAUCAGCAAGAAGAUCCGUUUCUCACUUACUGUUCUUCUCAUGGGAGUUGGUAUUGCAACUGUAACUGACCUGCAACUCAACAUGUUGGGCAGUGUUUUAUCCCUGCUAGCAGUCCUUACAACUUGUGUUGCUCAGAUUAUGACAAAUACAAUCCAAAAGAAAUACAAGGUUUCAUCAACUCAACUUCUAUACCAAUCUUGCCCUUAUCUAGCUCUUACAUUGUUCAUCGUGGGCCCAUUUUUAGAUGCCCUUUUGACAAAUAAGAAUGUUUUUGCCUUCAAAUAUACUCCUCUAGUGCUGGGGUUUAUUGUUCUUUCUUGCAUGAUAUCAGUAUCAGUAAACUUCAGUACUUUCUUGGUGAUUGGAAAAACAUCUCCUGUAACUUAUCAAGCAUCGGGUAGUGGAUUUGCAUGGUUUUCACAACCUGUUUUCCAGAGAUGCUUAGACAUUAUCCAUACUCAACAGCUGGCCAAGGUUGAUCCUGCUACAUGGCCAAUAAUGAUCUCUAGGGUCUUCUAG